GUCCCCUCCCAGCACGCCUCGCCCACCCACAUCAAUCAACCCUCUUACUAUUGCUAGUUCUCCCUUCACACGCGCACACACAGAGGGGGAGCGAGAGUGAGUAGUUUGCAAAGAUGGGGGAGAAGGUGGUGUGCGUGACGGGCGCUGGCGGCUUCAUCGCGUCGUGGAUCGUCAAGCUCCUCCUCGAGCGCGGCUACACCGUCCGCGGCACCCUACGCGAUCCCGCGGAUCCUAAGAAGACAGAACAUUUGCGUGCUCUACAUGGAUCUGCUGAGAGGCUACAGCUAUUCAAAGCAGAUUUAUUAGAAGAAGGCUCCUUUGAUGCUAUAGUUGAGGGUUGUGAAUGUGUGUUCCAUACAGCUUCACCUUUCUACAUUAACCCAAAAGAUCCCCAGGUUGAAUUGAUUGACCCAGCAGUGAAAGGAACUCUGAAUGUUCUGGCCGCCAGCAAGAAAGCUUCUUCAGUGAAAAGGGUGAUUUUAACAUCGUCACUUGCAGCUGUUGUAUUCACUGAAAAACCAUUAUCUCCUGAUGUUGUGAUUGACGAGACAUCAUUUUCCAUACCAGAACUUUGUGAAAAGGCAAAGGAAUGGUAUGUUUUGUCAAAAACCUUAGCUGAACAAGCAGCAUGGAAGUUCUCAAAGGACAAUGGACUUCACUUGGUGACAAUAAACCCAGCUAUGGUCAUUGGUCCUUUACUGCAGCCCACACUAAACACCAGUGCUCAAAUGAUUCUGUACCUAACCAGCGGUUCACCUGUAUAUCUCAAUUACAGCUUUGGCUGGGUAAAUGUGAAGGAUGUUGCUCUGGCACAUGUACUUGCAUUUGAGACCCCAUCGGCAAGUGGAAGAUAUUGCAUGGCUGACAAAGUUGUUCACUUCUCCGAUGUUGUUAAAACCAUCCAUGACAUGUACCCUUCUCUUCCAUUGCCUGAUAAGUGCGCCGAUGACCAGCCGUUUGCUCCAAUAUACCAGGUCUCAAGGGACAAGAUCAGGAGCUUGGGAUUGGAGUUGACCCCAUUUGAGACGAGCCUCAAGGAGACAAUAGAAUGUCUGAAGGAGAAAGGCUUCGUGAGCUUCUAAAGUCAUUUUAUCCACCCUUCCACCUUGAAUUAGCACCACCAAAUUAAAUAAGAUGGAGUGCAUUAUUAAGAGUACUUGGCGUCGAGAUAUAGCAGCAAUGCAUGCGCUACCGGCAUUUGGUGUUUGCUUUUGCCUUCUCUGUCCCUUUCUGGAAGUGAAACUGUGAAACAAAGAAGUACCAAUCAUGAGAUGUUUCCUAUCUCCCUCUCCGAAUAAUCUGCUUGUUGUUUUGUGAA
Molecule: messenger RNA, 1318 nt
Organism: Phragmites australis (common reed)
Lineage: Eukaryota; Viridiplantae; Streptophyta; Magnoliopsida; Poales; Poaceae
Product: phenylacetaldehyde reductase-like
Exons: 6
Coding region: 114-1082 (322 amino acids)
Molecular function (GO): oxidoreductase activity, acting on the CH-OH group of donors, NAD or NADP as acceptor
Source: RefSeq, a predicted model, not a curated record